UAACGAUAUACAACUAGGAACCGAGAGUGUUUGCUUUCUGCCCUUCUCACUGUCGCAGUACGGCAUUCCUGCCGGAAUAAUUCUCCCUUCCCCUUGCUUGCUCUCGGGGGAAGGUACGCCUCGCCUUUCCCCUGAAGGAGGCGGAGGACCAUGAAUUGUGAAGUUUGCCAUCUUAAAGAGCUGGAAGUAGAGGCAGUUGAAAUCCCAGAAGUCCUACGAUGCAUACUUCACACCAUUUUGUUCCACAGAGCCUUGGGGCUUGUUCGCCCAAAUGAUGUUGACUCUGAACUCUUUGAUAUUACUUAUGUGCAAUGUGGGGAUGCUGACCUGGAAAAGAAUAUAGAGGAAAAGAUCGAUCAGUUCAUUGCAUGGGUGGAGAAGCACCCUAACAAGAAAAGCCAGAUUUGCCUUUCCUUCUUUGAGAAAAAGAACAAACAGGCUACAUGGUUCAGUAACAAAAUUGAGCGUCUGUAUUGGGAGCAGUGGUUUAUUUAUAUGAAUGUUGUGUCCCCAAAAUCCUAUAUGGGAAAGCAUCACCAUGCCAAAGCUCGUACAGAUUCAGUAGAGAGUACAGACGUGAGUACUCCACGUCAUGCUUCUCUUGAGACAUCCCUUCGUGAAGUAUUGUUUCAAAUUAUCAAAUUUGUAAAUGAAAAGAAGGAUCAUAUUCCGCCUGUUCCAAUUUUGGAUUGUGUCUCAUUUCCUUAUGAAAUUACAUUACCAAGUGCCUCAGAUUCUUCAUUCGGCAUGGAUAUGAUCAAGAGGAUGCUUCAGACUGGACAUCCGACAAUGCUUGGUUGAUCAUCUACACUUGCAACUUAAAAAUCACUUUUCUGAUGUUUUGUGCAUAAUAGGCUCUUCGAAAACACUUGUUUAGUUCCUAACUGGCUUGUAAAUAACAGUAUAUUCAUCUGUUGAUAAAAUGAAAGUUCAUAGAA
This is a messenger RNA of Nymphaea colorata (pocket water lily), 938 nucleotides long. RefSeq names its product autophagy-related protein 101-like. Gene Ontology annotation, cellular component: phagophore assembly site. The record is from RefSeq and is a predicted model, not a curated record. Bases 151 to 801 code for a protein of 216 amino acids. The transcript has 8 exons. NCBI's taxonomy places the organism in Eukaryota, Viridiplantae, Streptophyta, Magnoliopsida, Nymphaeales, Nymphaeaceae. Gene Ontology annotation, biological process: autophagy; autophagosome assembly.